AUGGCUCGACUGUGGAGCCCUGUGCUCCUCCUUUUCCUCACUCUCAUCCUCAUCUCCUCAGUGGCUACCGUGGAAUGGGAAAAGGCCAUGGGUUUCCAGGCCCACUCCCGCCCUCAUUUUGCUGUUAAUAAAAGACAAAACGGCAGUGAUUCCACCAUGAAACCUCAACCAUCAGGUAACCAAAGCCCACAAAGCACCCCCGAACAAUCAUCCUCCGAAAGUUCUCCCGUUAACCUCGAGACUCCUUCCGCCACUCCUUCGCCAACAGAGUCAUCUCCUGAUCCACCCGCAAAUACCCCCACCCCCACUCCUACGCCAACACCAACACCAACGCCAUCCCCUUCCGAAACACCUUCAAAUCCCCCAUCCGACACUACAACCCAAGAACCAACGCCGUCGCCAUCGCCAUCUCAACCGUCAUCGCAAUCGCCAGGACCAACGCCAUCAAACCCACCUCCCUCGUCCCCAACCUCUGCACCUCCCCCCCCCAGCACCAGAGCUACCACAGGACCCAACGAAACUCCGAAUCGACCCACCUCAGCCACGAGCAGAAAUACGUCAGAUGACCCCACGUCGAGCGCAAAUGCACCAUCGCCAACCUCCCAGUCAAGCGACACCUUAAGUUCAAGCACAGUGCUCAUUCAAACCACAAACUCAGACGGGUCACUGACAACAAUCACAUCUGUCGUCGUCAUUCGCACGUCAGCAGCGAACUCGCAACCACCACCAAGGAAUACCCCUGGAUUGCAAAUGGGUGGUGGUGCGCCGCGGAUGUCUGUUCGCUGUGGAUUGGGGACGGAUGUUUUGGUUGUUGCUGGCGGUGUUAUUGCUGUUGCUAUGGCUUUGUAG
Molecule: messenger RNA, 849 nt
Organism: Paracoccidioides brasiliensis Pb18
Exons: 2
Coding region: 1-849 (282 amino acids)
Source: RefSeq, a predicted model, not a curated record